Molecule: messenger RNA, 1054 nt
Organism: Anneissia japonica
Lineage: Eukaryota; Metazoa; Echinodermata; Crinoidea; Comatulida; Comatulidae
Product: leucine-rich repeat-containing protein 57-like
Exons: 2
Coding region: 254-1024 (256 amino acids)
Molecular function (GO): protein binding
Source: RefSeq, a predicted model, not a curated record
GUCGCCCCCCCCCCAUCCUCCCGCUGGCGCCACCCCUGUUCACCGACGGGGACUAGGUGGAAAGUCAUGCCGAUGGUGUGGCUGGUGGGAUCUGCCUAGCUAGUAGUAGUAGCAGUAAAAAUUGGAAUUCGGAAAAUUCUAGCACAUUAUACAUCAUUCUUUUAUGAUUUAAUUGGGCUCUGCGAAAACACAGCGACAAGACUGAAGAUUGACAUCCUAGCUAGAAUUAUUGAGGAUUGAAAACGCAAAUGAGAUGAGUUCUACAACAGACACCAGAAAUACUAUCCAUUAUAAAAUGAGGGACGCGAGAUCAAGUUUGAUUUUAAAGUUAUCAAGCAUAAACUUCGGAAGUCUACCCACAGAAUCUUUAAUGCGACUUCAAAAACUUGAACAUCUGUAUUUAAAUCAAUGUAGCAUUAGUGGACAGCCACCAAACAUUCUCACAAAUUUCAACAACUUAAGUACUUUGGAUCUAUCUAGUAAUGCUAUAGAUUAUAUACCAGGUGAUUUCUUUAAAGAGAAAUUCCAGGAACUUAAAAAACUUGAUUUAUCUUAUAACAAACUUAAUUCAAUACCGAGUACUAUUAAUUAUUUAGUGAACUUAGAAAAGCUUGCAGUCUCAAACAAUGGGUUGAUAGAACUUGCUCCCCAGAUCGGUGAGCUGCGAUCGCUUAGGAUGCUGGACGCUGGAAGCAAUCUCAUUCGGGAGGUUCCAGGUUCCCUUUGUGCUGGAAGAUUGGCAAGGAGGUUGCAACAUCUGAACUUGAGUGGUAACUUACUUCACACAUUGCCUGUAGAAAUUGGACUGCUGGUGAAACUUGAAGAGUUAAACCUUGAAAGGAAUCAGUUGUCAUACCUACCGGCUUCGGUAAGAUCGCUGGUGAAGCUGAAGGCAUUUUAUUAUGGCGAAAAUGAUUGGAUGGUUUGUCCACCUACAGUACACGGAGUACCCACCACUAAUCAGGCAAGCUUCGGCCCACUUGCUUUGGAGAAGAUUUAUAGUUAUAUUUAUCCACAGAUGUGAAGACAGUCAUCCAUUAUUUUUAUGUUUUAA